CAAUCAGGCCACACAACGCAGGGCUUCUCGCCCUUGCCACCGGACUGCGGCGGCCGCGCUAGCCCGUCCGCACUCCGCCCGUCGGCCGCGCCGAGGCCUUGCCCUCAGCCGCCCGCGCCGAGGCUCUCACCCUCGCCAGCCGCGCCCACGUCCGCCUGGCCGCUGCGCCGGCUAGCGUCGCGUCGCGCCGUGCCCUGCACCCGUCACGACCACCGCGCCGUUGGACGAGGCCACAGCGCCGACUGCGUCGAGAAGAUUUUGGCGGUCGUUCGGCACGGCCCAGAAGCGAGCGGCUAUCCAUGUCUGCACGGACGGCGGCUAUCCAUGUCCAUGUCUGCAUCGGCCGGAGAACACGGCCCUCCACGGCAUGGCACGGUCCUGAUGAGGCAUCCUGCGAACGUCGACGUACUCCAACGCGAAGCGCCGCAAAGUGGAUUCGAUCCUUCGGACGCCAAGACACAUGCGUGGAAGACGGCGGACGGAUCCAGGAAACACCAUGAAUUGCAACCGUUGUGUCGUUCCAAUGCAGCGGUGUCGGAUGCAGAAAUAUUUUAGAUGAGGAACCGCACAGGAGAAAUGACCUUAUCUCUUUGAAUGCUUUACGGUUUUAUCCUUCUGAUUUUUAUUAUUUCUGAAAAAGUCAUUGCAUCGUCUUGCACGUUCAAACGAAGGGCGGUGUAGUUCUUGCUGAUGAUACUAUCACAUGACCUUUUUGAAGGAAAGACACAGCCAGUGAACGACAGAUUUCAUAGCAA
Hordeum vulgare subsp. vulgare (domesticated barley) is the source of this 755-nucleotide messenger RNA. RefSeq lists its product as uncharacterized. The transcript has a single exon. Bases 325 to 555 code for a protein of 76 amino acids. NCBI's taxonomy places the organism in Eukaryota, Viridiplantae, Streptophyta, Magnoliopsida, Poales, Poaceae. The record is from RefSeq and is a predicted model, not a curated record.